Molecule: messenger RNA, 1532 nt
Organism: Coregonus clupeaformis (lake whitefish)
Lineage: Eukaryota; Metazoa; Chordata; Actinopteri; Salmoniformes; Salmonidae
Gene: prrg4
Product: proline rich Gla (G-carboxyglutamic acid) 4 (transmembrane)
Exons: 7
Coding region: 464-1126 (220 amino acids)
Cellular component (GO): extracellular region
Molecular function (GO): calcium ion binding
Source: RefSeq, a predicted model, not a curated record
UGUGAAGUGCCUGUUUCGACAGUGGAGCGUGAGUUGGCAAACCUCUUUCAAUUUAUAACAUGUUUGUUUAUUUGUUCUAAGCUAAAUGUAGAGUAAACGUUUUUAAAGGCUCUUGAAAGUCUACUACUCUACUAGAUUCACUCUUGUGCUGCUUCUCUCUUGUUUAGUGGUUUCAAGUGCCACCAAGUGUUCACACUGCACUGUAGAUCAGUGUAUCCAGGUGAAAAGCUUGAUUAGUCAGGUCUGUACAGGUAGGUAACUACUACAGAACAGGAGGUGAGUUCACAGUUGUUGGGAGUAAACAGAAACUUCGCGCUUCCUGGAAUAUUUUACUUUUAUUGAUUUGACGAAUUAUAAUAUUUUGUCAUGCGGUGUUGUUGACUAUUGAUGAUAAGUGUUCUGAGUGUUUUUAUAAGGAAAUAUCAUAUCAAACACAGCUGUUAUCGGCGAACGUUCAAGGUGAAUGGCGAUGCUUUUGCAUUUAUUCAUACUGUAUCAACUGCUUCCCUGUGGAAACUUUGCUUGUAUGAGAAAGUUAUUACACACCACAGGGACGGAGGACCAGUCAAAAGAAGUUUUCCUGGAAGAGGAGCAGGCAAAUGCAUUCUUAGGACGCCAUCUAUUGGCCAACCGAUUUGACUUUGAGCUCUUCACUCCUGGGAAUUUGGAGAGGGAGUGCUUUGAAGAAGUCUGCAACUAUGAGGAAGCACGAGAGGUCUUUGAAAAUGUCCCUCAGACAGAUGACUUCUGGAAAAAGUACAAAGAGGAUUACGACUCGCGGCCAUCGCGGCUGGAUGUGACUGCCCUGCUUGUGGGUCUGAUCGUGGCAGGGGUGGCCAUCGUCAUCGUCGGCCUGUUGGUCUGGUACUUCUGCAAGGGGAGUUGUAAGGAUAACCUCUCACGUGCAGGCUCUGUCAGGGUGCGUCCAAGGCGCAGUAACGCCUCGCUGAUCAUGCGGAGACUGGAUGAGGUCUCUCUGCAGCCCGUGCUCAUGCCCCCACUCCCCCUGGAGGAGAUCGACCCCCCUGGCCUGCCCUCCUACGAGGACGCCAUCGGCAAAACCGGAACGCACGACGCCCCCCCUCCUCCUUACCCUGGGUCUCAACCUGGAAGUAUUCGACGAUAGCACCUUUGACCUCGCUGGAUGAAUGUCUCCAUAUUGAGCAUCAUCAAAUGCUACGAAAGAGGUUUAGAUCUAUCUACUUUACAUGGUUGUACUCAACCAUGCAUGUUCAAGAUGUGAUUUUAUUGGAUUGUAAUACCUUCUGAUAAUUGUAGAUCUGUGUGACUGAUUACCUCUUCCGUUACCUGCAAUGUUUAGCGUAUUUAUCUAUUUGUACAAAUGUUUAGCUAUUUUUCUGCAUGUGCCAAAAUGGAUUUCAUUACUUUAUUCCUCACUUACGUCAACUUUUGAGUUGGACCCGCUCUAACCCAUAACCAGUGAGGUAAUACUUGACAUGAUAUAUCUUAGUUUAACUGUAAGCUGGCAACUGCUCUGCUGUUAUGAACGGAAAAUGAAGCAUGAGAAACCG